This is a messenger RNA of Cynoglossus semilaevis (tongue sole), 3549 nucleotides long. RefSeq names its product fibronectin type III domain-containing protein 7-like. Lineage: Eukaryota; Metazoa; Chordata; Actinopteri; Pleuronectiformes; Cynoglossidae. The record is from RefSeq and is a predicted model, not a curated record. The coding region runs from base 653 to 3109 and encodes 818 amino acids. Gene Ontology annotation, molecular function: protein binding. The transcript has 15 exons.
CACCUUAGGGUUGCAGGACACAGAGCACAUAAGACAUACCCAAGAGGAUCACAUUGUUUACGUAAUUAUGACAUUAAAGUAUUGAUUGUGUUUUAAGGAUGUGCCCACAAACCAUUUUCCAUUCUUGAACACUCAAACACAAACAUAGUUCUCCCAACCAACAAAAUUAUGCCAUAUUUUCUUUUUGUCCUCAUAGACGUUACAAAUAUCUAUCGGCUAAACACAGACUAGCUCGAGUGACGCUGCCAUCAACACUUUUGUUUCCAAACGAGCAAACCUGUAGCAUUUAUUUGAGAAAUGAGGACUAAAAAUGUGACUCAGCUGACACGAGUUGCAAGAGUGAGUAUUUAAGUGAUUGUGUCGUAAAAGCUUUACAGUACAUAAAGUCAUAGUUGGUUUUACAUCCAGCCAGUCUAUGUUGUCAUUGUAAACACGCAACCGGAACAAGCAGCAAAAUGCGAGGCAGGGCUUUGGCCGGCUUAAAACUUGACAACUACAAAAUUGAAUAACGAAAUGUUCACAGAAAACACCAGCCCGUGUUUUACAUAAUUAGUAGUCUUUCGUUUUUCCUGUUGGUUCGAUUUGACAACUUCCGCAGUCAGAAAAGCAACUUCAGACUGACAGUAGAAAAGUUCAUUGUCACAGGUUAAGGAUGGGAACAGUGAAGUGGAUGACGAUUUUUGUCCUGCUGGGCUCAUGCCUUCAGGAUUCUGCCUCACAAGAUCUGGUUGCAUCCGUGUUCACAGCAACAUCCAAGAGUGUAACUGUUGCAUGGGAGAACCAAAUUGCCGCCACCACCUCCUGCAGGGUUUCUGCCGCCCUCCUAAGUGACCCCGACACCAUUGUCGCUUUUUCUGUGUUUGAUCCACAAGUGAUCAUGGGCACUGUGAAUAUGUUGACUCCCAACACCAAUUAUUAUCUCUCUAUUGACGUUCUUGAUGUCGCUGAAACUGUUCUGGGUACCGAAACAAUUGGUGUAAUAACAGCCCCCGAGGUGAUGGCUCCCAUCAGUAGUGUGGUGUCAAAGGACAGCACAACCUUUGAGGUGGAGUUCACCCUAGUAACCGGCGCCACACAUUACAUCGUAAGGAUCCAGAACUCUGAAGGCUUCUUUAGAGAAGAUGAAGUUCCUUCCUCCCCGGCUGAGAUCCCGUCUCUCACACCUUACACUGAAUACUCACUCAGUAUCAUGGCGGUGAAUAGAGGAGGCCGUGCACAGCCAUCUCUUUCGGUGACUGCAAAGACAGUUCUGGCUCCUCCUGUGCUCACCACAUCCUCUGCCAGCACUGACACUAUUGAUGUUUCUUGGGGUGCCAUUGAUCAAGCCGCCAAGUACAUUGUAUCAAUACACCUGGAUUCAUUAGAAGACACCACAGAGCAGGAAACCACUGGUACCUCAGUGACCAUUUCUGGCCUGGAGGCUGGACAACUCUAUGUCAUCAACUGCUGGGCCUUGGAUGCUGAAGAUGUCACAGGGGAGACCAGUUCAGAGGUCACCCAAGUAACAAUUCCUCCGACACCAACUGUCAGUGUCUCUUCGACCGUGAAUGGUGACGGUGUGACAGAGCUUACUGUGUCCUGGACAUUUGAUCCAGAGGUCUGGGGAGAAAUUACGGGAAAUGUGAACAAUGUCGAUCUCAGCUGUACUUCCACGACUGGUUCCUGCGUGCUGUCUCCAGUGGGCUGUGGAGAACAACACUCAAUUCAGGUCAUAGUCUCAAAUGCCGCUGGGUCCGGUGCCCCAACUGACUCUGAAGUCUUCACUUCUUUCCCCUGCCAGCCUGGAUCUUUGGAACAUAGUGAAAUAAGUGAUGGAAACUGCCAGAUGACAUGGGAGGCAGUGGAUUAUGCUGCUGGAUACAUCGCCAACGUCCUCAGAUCAGACAGCACUCUACAGGAAUGUGACACUGCUAGCCCCAUCUGCAGCUUUACAUGCGAGUGUGGCUACAUGUACUUGAUGUCAGUCUAUGCAUAUAAUGAUGCGGGCGAGAGUACACCAGUAAAGAAGAACUUUACCACCUUGUCCUGCUGUCCAAACGAUGUAGAAAUCUCCACGAUAAGCACAGAGACUCUGCAGGCCACUUGGACAUCUACGCGAGGGGCCGUGCUGUACCAGACCAAGGCUACACUCGAUUCAGAUGUUAUUGUAUGUAAUGACACAGCGCCAGAGUGCGCCCUCUCUGACCUCCUCUGUGACACGACCUACAGCGUGGUGGUGACACCCUGCAACGACAUCAGCGGAUGUAACACUGAAUGUCAAAGUCAUUCUGUGACAACAGCUCCCUGCACGCCAACAGAUGUGUCGCUUACUGAAGUAGACCAAUCCACUUACACCGUAACAUGGACAGGAAACAAUGUGGAGGCUGAUUAUACCGCAAGCGCAGUGAGUGAUGAGGGCACAGUCACCUGCACCUCCUCCAGUACCACCUGUGACCUCAGUAGUCUUCUGUGUGGCACCAUCUACGAGGUCAGUGUGAAAGCAUCCGGCGAUGCUGGUGAGAGUUUGUCCAGCUACUCUCAAACUUUGGAAACAGUACCAUGUUGCCCGGAAACUCUAUCAGUGAAUCAGGCGACUCAGUCCAUGUCUAACGUCGUGUGGUCUGAAGCUAAAGGAGGCAGUUCGUUUGUCGCCUCCCUGACAUCGACCAACGGAGACGCCCGUUGCCACACCGCAGACAACGAAUGCUUAAUGGGAUGCAUCACUUGUGGAACAAGUUACACUGUCGAAUUGGAAGUGAUAAACCACAGGGGGCAAAAGAAAGACUGCACAUUCGAGGGCUUCUCAUCCAGUGCCUGCUGUCCCACAUACGUCAGGCUGUACAGAACGGCCAGUGUAAAUACUCUGUACAUUUACUGGCGCAACUCUGACAGUGAGCAUGACCAUGUCGCAGAGAUCUUGGAUACCGAAUACAGCUGCAAUGCAGCUGCUGGAACCAGUGGCUGUGAUAUUCCUGACAUACAGUGUGGAGCAACAUAUCACGUAGUGGUGUCUCCACUGAAUGCUGAAGGCGAAAAAAGUCUGUUUUGUCCUGAGAGGCUCUAUGAAGUGAGUUGCUUAGAUGACAACAUUGGCACUGUGCUCUACCGAGGAAAAAGAAGUGUGGAAUAGUGAGUGGUGAGUUUACUCUUCUGUCAAGUUUCUGCAGACAUCUUCUCAUCUUCUUCAUUCUGACAUCUAUGAUUUUUUAUAACUCACAAAGACAUGCUCAUAUAAGAAUUGAAAAAGAAAUUUAAACAAACUUUUAAUAUGUUGGUAAAAGUAAGGAAGUAGUAAUUUAUUGACGUGCUGGACUACAGUAAACAAUCGACAAAACACAAAAGACACAAUGUACGACAUUGUAAAUUUGGCCACAUUUGUGUAAAAAACGCAAUAAUUUGAAAAUUCAUAAAUUUAAUCUAACAACGUGAUUCUAUAGCUUAAGUCCCAAAUAAAGAGCCUUCUGAGUUUUUAAAUGAUAGACACUGUCAUUUAUUCUCAGGAUGAAUUUAAAAAGGUAACUGAAUAGAAAUGACCCUUAUAAAACUUUAUUUCUGCUAAUAAAAACGACA